Molecule: messenger RNA, 2013 nt
Organism: Caenorhabditis elegans
Lineage: Eukaryota; Metazoa; Nematoda; Chromadorea; Rhabditida; Rhabditidae
Gene: cutl-21
Product: ZP domain-containing protein
Exons: 16
Coding region: 10-1911 (633 amino acids)
Source: RefSeq, marked reviewed
UUAUUUCACAUGCGAUCCAUCAUAUUAAUAAUAUUGGUUUGUUCAAUAAGCUUCUGUUCCGGCCAAGUGAUUAUUGCUAAAAAUACACAAGUAACUCCCCGAUGUGGUUCUCAGCUUAUUUCAAUUGAAGUCAACUUUGACCCGACCCAACUUCCCGGUGGAAAGUUCACAGAUUGGAUUAUUGUCGGAGUUUCAGGACGUCCGGAGUGCCGACUACGCGGAAAUGGAGAAACAAAGUAUAUUAUUGAAAUUGCUGUUUUUAAUGAUCCCUGCUUAACACAAAUACCUGCUCGAAAUGUGUUCCAGAAUAGAAUUCGGAUUGGUAAGAAUCCAGUGGUAAUAUUGGAAGAAGACCAAUCCGUUACUGUCAAAUGUAUAUAUGGCCUGCCAACUGUGGAAACUAUGACCCUUCCAAUUAUAAACUCAAAUUUCAAUAUUGACAACUUUGGACACCCUGAAGCGGAAAUUCGUACAACAUCUUCAAAUUCUUCGGAUCUAUCAUCAAGCAUAUCUCAAUCAAGAGCUAGUUUAAGUGUAGACGAGAGCACAAAAGAAUCCAUGCACCAAUCAUUUGAAAACAGCGAGUCAAUUGAUAGCAACCAGAGAGCGACUCAAGUGAGGGACUCUUCAAAUUUCGGUGGGACUCCCAAUCUUUUGCCAACUCAAGGUUUCAACUCUGAACAAUUUGCUGCAACAACUUUACGAAAUGGGCAAAACAUGAAUGGAAAUUGGGAAGCAAAUCGGAAUACGAAUGCUCCGAAUAAUUUUCAAGUGGAAACUGGAAAUGAUGAGGCGAUAAAUGGGAAUAGCAUGGGAAGUGUUCCAGGAAUGGGAAAUAGUUUUAAUAAUUUUGAUACAUUAAACACUGGUCAAAGUUCUAAAAAACGCUCUUUCUCUAUGAUUUUCAUUACUGCCGUUAUAUUAAUUGUAUUGGUAUUCCUUGCACUGUUAGGGUUCUGUUUAAUGUUUUUACGGCGGAAGCUUGCAAGCAGAAAUCGGCGGUUGUUGGUAGACCGAGUCUCAGACAGAACAUGGCCUGCAAACACUUCAAAUGAUGAAUAUGGAACUACUUCACCACCACCAGUUGCUGCUAAACCGAAACACUUUGAUAACAGACUGGAAUCCCAUAACACAUCUGUUGGGAGACAUUUAUUCAGAUCUCCAGCAGCAAGAAACUUCCCGGAUCUAUCAAUAGUAAUCAAAUCCGAUAGCACGAAUGAAAAUGACAAAACAUCUGGAAGACGUCGACCAAGUGUAAAAAUAUCGAAAAAGAAAACGCCUGCUCCGAAUGCAAAUCUUCCUUUAAAAUCAAAUCUAGAAGAGUUUGUGUCAAAAACUUAUGCUCUUGGAGAGUACAAUAAUUUGGCAAGUCCAGCUUACGCCUACACAUCCGAAAUUCACGACGAGAGAGAAGUAGACGUGGGGAACGAUGUGCGAUAUGAGAAGCCGUACGAAAAAAGAAGUGCCAGCAAACCAAGAGCCCCAAGAGUCGAGGACGGAGCAGUAUCAUCAUUCCGAUCAAUCACUGAAAUUGUUCAUGCCGCGGAGACAGCAACCACAUCGCAAGAUCAAAAAGGAAACGGUGAUUCCAGUGAAAUGCAAAACAUUUUGAUGGAUUGUGUUUUAUCGAUAAGAGGGUUCGGAUACCGAAAGCUCACAGAACAAGAAAUAAUUCGAUGGAAAAACUUGAUUCAGCAAGACUCCCACAUCCGUGAAUUGCUAGUUUCCUCAAAAAGUUCGGCAGAAAUAGAAAACAUAUUUGAGCACGAGGAAUAUAAAAAUAUGUUCACGUCAUCUAAAUGGCAUGAAAUCGCACUUUGUGUGCAUCGAGCAUUGACGAACUCGCUAGACCGAUCAAAUUCUAGAUCUGAGUUGCAGUUAUUCGUUGGAAAUGUGCAUACUGAUUGGUAACUAAGCAAGUGUUUGAGAACGAAACAAUACGGGACUGUAGUAUCCAUGUUAUUUAAAUAAUAUACUUGUGUGCAGUUAAAUAAAUCAAUAACAAUCAAUUAA